AUGGAAAAUCAAGAUACGCCACAAAUAAUAACACACAUAGAACAUAAUCUCAAUCACUCACUUUUUGACUGCAAAUGGAUUCCUUGUUCAGCAAAGUUCGUCGUCAUAGGUUGCCUGCCAAAGGGAAGCGGAACGAUUGAAAUAUUUGAAAUCACAUCGGGUGAGAUAAAUAAGAUUAAGGAAAUAGAAAGACCCAAUUCUUAUAAAUGUGGCACAUUUGGAGCUAGCAGUGAUAUUGAAAGGAGGCUUGCUACUGGUGAUUUUAAAGGCACCUUGGAAAUAUGGGAUCUAGAAAAGACUUGUCAAGUUUAUAUCACCAAGGAACAUACAGAUAUUAUAAAUUCAAUAGAUGGCAUUGGUGGUAAUACCUUCAACUGUGGAGCACCAGAACUUGUGACUGGUAGUCGUGAUGGUACUGUAAAGGUUUGGGACCCAAGACAAAGAGGCAAACCAGUAGCUAACAUGCAACCAAUGAAAGGAGAGAUUAAAAGAGACUGCUGGGCCGUAGCUUUUGGCAAUUCAUUUAAUGACGCAGAAAGAAUAGUUGUAGCCGGUUAUGAUAAUGGGGAUCUUAAGAUGUUUGAUCUUCGUACAAUGUCAUUGAGAUGGGAGUGCAAUUUACGGAAUGGAGUGUGUUCCACUGAAUUUGAUAGAAAGGACAUACCAAUGAAUAAGCUAGUAGCUACUACUUUAGAGGGAAAGUUCCAUGUGUUUGAUAUAAGGACCCAAAACCCUACUAAAGGCUUUGCACAGGUCCUAGAUAAUUCAACGAAAAGUGGGACAAUUUGGGUGUCACGACACUUACCACAAAAUCGUGACAUUUUUGUUACGUGUGCUGGAAAUGGACAAGUUUCUCUAUGGAAAUACGAAUAUCCAGAGCAACGUUUCCACGUGGACGGCCACGGAGUGGCGGUCGGUGUGCCCGGCAAGUUGAACCGUCUCCAGCGCAUGGUGAUCAGCUCUCAGCCAAUCAACGCCCUGGAUUGGAACAAGGAUCACCUUGGCUUGGCUGUGGCCACGGCUUACGAUCAAUAUGUGAGAGUUAUUGUUACGACGAAGCUGAAUUUGCAUUGA
Leptosia nina is the source of this 1074-nucleotide messenger RNA. The record is from the annotation of a GenBank genome assembly. Lineage: Eukaryota; Metazoa; Arthropoda; Insecta; Lepidoptera; Pieridae.